Danio aesculapii is the source of this 1424-nucleotide messenger RNA. RefSeq names its product KDEL endoplasmic reticulum protein retention receptor 3 (gene kdelr3). NCBI's taxonomy places the organism in Eukaryota, Metazoa, Chordata, Actinopteri, Cypriniformes, Danionidae. Gene Ontology annotation, molecular function: ER lumen protein retrieval receptor activity. The transcript has 5 exons. Gene Ontology annotation, cellular component: endoplasmic reticulum; membrane; cis-Golgi network. Bases 269 to 916 code for a protein of 215 amino acids. Gene Ontology annotation, biological process: protein retention in ER lumen; endoplasmic reticulum to Golgi vesicle-mediated transport. The record is from RefSeq and is a predicted model, not a curated record.
CUGAACGCGCGCACCGUCAGCCACGUCACCGAGACUCCGCACUGUACAGUGUCGCUCAUUCCGAUACAUAUUUAUAUAGAGAGAGAGAGACAGAGAGAGAAAAUAAUAAUAAUAAAAACUAAAGAUCUUUACUGACAUCAGGAGUCUGUGUGGACAUGACGCGCACGCGCUGAGCUGCAGUUAGAAAGAGUUUUGAUUUGUGCAGGACGAACAUCUGAUCUCUGAACAGCUGCAAACAAAACUCAAUCAUUUCUGAACGAUCAUUAAGAUGAACAUCUUUCGACUGUCUGGAGAUAUCUGUCAUCUCAUCGCCAUCAUUAUCCUGUUCCUGAAGAUAUGGAGAUCCAAAUCAUGCGCAGGGAUUUCCGGGAAGUCUCAGGUGUUGUUUGCGCUGGUCUUCACCACCAGAUACCUGGACCUCUUCACAUCCUACAUCUCCGCUUACAACACUGUCAUGAAGGUGGUGUAUCUGCUGCUGGCGUACUCCACCGUGAGUCUGAUCUUCUUCCGCUUCAGGAACUCGUAUGACUCUGAGAGCGACUCCUUCCGUGUGGAGUUCCUGCUGGUGCCGGUGGCCGGACUCUCCUUCCUGGAGAACUACGCCUUCACCCCGCUGGAGAUUCUGUGGACGUUCUCCAUCUACCUGGAGUCGGUGGCCAUCCUGCCGCAGCUCUUCAUGAUCACUAAGACAGGUGAGGCGGAGUCCAUCACCACACACUACCUGCUGUUCCUGGGCCUGUACCGCGCGCUCUACCUGGCCAACUGGCUCUGGAGGUUCCACACCGAGGGCUUCUACGACCAGAUCGCCGUGGUGUCCGGAGUGGUGCAGACCAUCUUCUACUGCGACUUCUUCUACCUCUACUUCACCAGAGUGUUGAGAGGAAGUGGAAAGAUGUCUCUGCCAAUGCCGGUGUGAGUUUCCAGCAGUGACAUCAGCAGUGACAUCAUCAUCACGCCCAGCAGUGACAUCAUCAUCACAGGCCAGCACUGUACAUCUGCAGUGUGUGUGUCUGUGUGUAAACGUGCCUUACAGAGUGUGUGCGUGCGUGCGUGUGUGUGUUUACAGAACACUCCAUAUUCUUCGGUUAUCUUUGCUUUUCUCCUUAAUCCUCGUUGUGUCGUUGUGUGUGUUUGUCAUUAUGCAGUAAAUCAUUUUGUCGUCACAAUAUAAAAUGUUUUGGAUUUUAAUGAGGGACGUUUGAUUUGGAGGUGCCAAUAUUCCCGCCAGGAUCCUGAAUGUUUGUAUUAACAGUGUGUCAGUCAGAGAAGACAUUUAUUAUGAAUGUCUGGCAAUAUUAUCAUCAUCAUCACUAUUAUUAUUAUUAUUAUUAGAUGAGCUUGUAUGAAGAAGAGCGGUUCAUCUGUCCUGGUUUUUAUAAAGCGUCUUUUAUAAAGCAUGAAAAUAAAGAGUUUCUCUCUCUGUA